Molecule: messenger RNA, 1219 nt
Organism: Drosophila pseudoobscura
Lineage: Eukaryota; Metazoa; Arthropoda; Insecta; Diptera; Drosophilidae
Exons: 2
Coding region: 774-1088 (104 amino acids)
Source: RefSeq, a predicted model, not a curated record
UCGGCGAUAAAUAGGCAGAAUCGUGGUUACACUCGUAUUCAUGUAUUCAUAAGCUAGAUUUUGUGCCGCGUCACAUGGCAAUCAGAGACGGGCAAUUCGUGCCCCGAAAAGCCCAGCGCUCCACAAGCUGCACGCCAGAGGCGUAGUCGGGGGCUGGCGGACAUCCAAGGGGGCUUCAAGAUGGGCUUGGACUUCCGAGGCAGAGAGGGAGCCCCUCCAGCUGGAGCUGGACACUUGUUUCUUCGAUCUUCUCCCCCUUCGGCCCCCUGGCAGACGCCACUGGCCCCCAGUGACACACUCAGUCGCUGGGGCCACACUUGAGCGGCGCUGCGCUAAUUUUAUAACGCAAAUAAACACGAUUUGGCACUUGAGUUUCCUCGGCUGCUUUCGCCUUCUGCUUCUGCUUCUUCAGCGGCUCGAAACGGCCUUUCGUAUUGGGAUCUGAAGCUGAAGCUGGAGUUCUGACCAUUCGGCCAUCAGCUGGUGGCUUUCACUGCUAAUUAUGCAGCACUGGCCAUCUAUAUGGCUAUUUGGAGUGGCUGCUCAGCAGUUUUGGGCCUGGAAAUCGUUACAUUUGUGGGCAUGAUCGAAUGGAAACUCGACUACGGAGAAAAGGCAUGGCUUAGAGCGAGACGACUGUGAUUUUGACAGGAAAAGCAAAGGAGUUUCUUCCUCUUCUUUUGCCUUGCCCCAGAAAUUGACAUUUGAAAUUGAAGCUUGGACUGUCAUACGUGCGAAAAAAUAUAAAAUAAUCCGGCUGGAAAAUUGCAAAAAUGGAAGAGUUCGAAGAGUACUGGAACAAGCUGCGCUCGAUACUGGACGGGGUCUUGGAGCCGGAGAUGUGGCCGGACCACGCGCUGACCAUGGUCCUCUUCGAAAUGCCUACCGACGAGGCCCGAAGGAGACUGCGCCAGGCCCAGGCCAUAGCCAGAUACGGCGGAGACAGGAUCAUCUCGUUGGAGCACCUGCGGAGGGCGAUGAACACGAUUUUGCUGCGCCCGCGGCAGCGUCCGAAGCGCAGGAAACCCCCCCUGGAGGCUCGCCGCCUUCGCCCCCGCACGUCCUUGGUCAACUAUUGUGAGAACUGAUGCGGCCACACGGGCCUCCUUUUCUCCGUCCCAGGACGCCUCUGAAGACUGACAAGCUAACCUCAAAAUGUGUAUCAGAAAGGAUUGCAAUAAAGAGCCCCUAGGUUGGUCCAUUGAUGGGCUCCACUCGA